Molecule: messenger RNA, 775 nt
Organism: Lacerta agilis (Sand lizard)
Lineage: Eukaryota; Metazoa; Chordata; Lepidosauria; Squamata; Lacertidae
Gene: AGTRAP
Product: angiotensin II receptor associated protein
Exons: 5
Coding region: 162-614 (150 amino acids)
Biological process (GO): regulation of blood pressure; angiotensin-activated signaling pathway
Cellular component (GO): plasma membrane
Source: RefSeq, a predicted model, not a curated record
CCUCUCCGCCUGGAGGGAGUCACGGGUCGGCGGCAGGGCUGGACGGGGCGGAGCCCGCCCGGGAAGGGAAAAACGGAAGGCGAGGAAGUGAUGCCAAGUCGAAUUUGGGAGCCAGAAGCGGCGCGGCGCGAACGCUGCGCUCGGGCGGCUGGCGGGGCGUCAUGGAAGUGCCCGCGGUGAACCUGAAGGCUAUCGUCCUGGUACACUGGCUGUUGACGACAUGGGGCUGCAUGGCAUCUUGGUUGCCAAUUUCCUACCCAUGGGGUAACUUCACCAUUCUUGCCCUGGGUGUCUGGGCAGUGGCCCAGAGGGAUUCUAUUGAUGCAAUCCUCAUGUUCCUCACUGGGCUUCUGCUGACGAUCCUGACGGACAUAAUACACUUCAGCCUGUAUUACCCUCAGUCAUCUUCGCUGCCCGACACCACCCGUUUCAGCGCCGGCAUGGCCAUCUUCAGCCUCCUCCUCAAGCCCUUGUCUUGCUUCUUCGCCUACCAGAUGUACCGGGAACGUGGAGGAGAGUAUGCCUUCAACCUAGACUGGGAGCCUUCGUCGGAGCGAUAUUCUGCCCGGGAUGGUAUUGACUUCACUGCUUUAUCCCUUAUUUGCCAUUGCUGAAAUGCCUUCCUCUUUUGUUUAUCAAGUUUUCUUGCCUUUUUAUGCACCUCUGCUCAUUUGGAGACAAGCAUUAGCCUCCAUCUUCCUCCUGGAAGCUUUUAAAAGCACUUUUUAAUGAAGAUCAACAAAUAUGAGGAGAAAAUGUCUCUGAGAGCAAGAUG